AUGUCCAGCGACUCCAGUGCCGCCGCAGUCAUCUCCGCGGAAGCCGCCUUGGUGAAGCAAACUUAUGCCCUUAUAUUCGUUGCCACAUUCAUCGGACAGAUAUUGUUCGGUAUCGUCAUCGCUCAGGUUUACAUAUACUUUACACGGUACCAACGCGACGCUUUAUGGGUAAAAAUAUUCGUCCUCUUCCUAUUCAUUUGCGACGUCUGUAGCGCUAUUUUCACCAUUUGUUGGAUGUUCUACCUGUUUAUAUCAAACUGGGGCGACAUAACGGUCUUCUCGCAGCCUACCUGGAUGCUGGCUACAGAUCCUCUUGUUUUAGGGCUGAUGACUUGUGCGACCCACUUCUUCUUCGCCCGGCGCAUCAAAAUCAUCACCGGAAGCAGUUGGCUCGCAGGCCUAAUUUGUUUCUUCGGGGUUGGGACACUCGGCGGAACAAUCGAGUUCCUCCGAGUAAAAUCCCUGACUGACCUCACGUCACUGAAGCCGAUCGCUAUCGUUUGGCUCCUCAGCGCAGCUGUGGGAGAUGUGAUGAUCACGGUCAUUUUAAGCUGGUCUCUGAAGAGGAAGAAGUCCGGCUUCAGGAGGACAGACCAGAUCGUAGACAGGGUUAUCAGAGUGACGAUUCAGAACGGGUUCUUGACGGCCGCUGUGGCGACCGCUGCUCUGACUUUAUACCUUGCAUCGAGCAUCCCGUACCACCUCGCGUUAUCGCUUGUUCUGCCGCGCAUGUACUCAAACACGAUCCUUUCAUCGCUCAACCACCGCGACGUCCAGCACCCAGAUUCGUCAACUGACCGUAGCGCAAGUGGCAUUGGCGGGUUUGCCACUGGCAGCACCUCGCGACGAGGCCAACAGACUGAAGUGGUCGUGCACGUCGAGGCGCAUGAGCUUUCUGACGCAACAAACCCGAAGAGCGACUCCGGCGAUUGGGAUGUGCCUAGCAAGACUCAUCCCGUGUGA
Molecule: messenger RNA, 963 nt
Organism: Fomitopsis serialis
Lineage: Eukaryota; Fungi; Basidiomycota; Agaricomycetes; Polyporales; Fomitopsidaceae
Exons: 14
Coding region: 1-963 (320 amino acids)
Source: RefSeq, a predicted model, not a curated record